GGGGGUGGGCCCGCGGAGCCCCCGAGGGCGGGAGCGACGCCGCCGGCGCCGGCCGGGCUCCCUGCGCGACCGCGCCGCCCGCGGCGGGCCCCGAGCAGCAGUAGCAGCAGCAGCAGCAGCAGCAGCAGCAGCCGCCGAGGCCGGGCGUGCGCCUGAGGCGCGGCGGCGGCGGCGGCCCUGCGGGCGGCCGGGAGGGGCGGGGGCAGCGGCCGCCGCCGUUUGAUGGAUCCGAGGAUCGCCUGGUUCCAGCCAGAGCAGCUCGGACCGUCCAACAGUCUGUGGAUGCAGAUCUGGGAGACGACCCAGGGGCUGAGGAACCUCUACUUCAACCACCACUGUCACAGCAGCGGCGGCGCGAGCGGCGGCGGCGGCGGCAGCAGCACGGCCACCGGCGGGAGCGGCAGCAGCACCGGCAGUCCGGGCGGCGCGGCCCCGGCCCCGGCCCCGGCCCAGGCCGGCAUGUACCGCUCCGGGGAGCGCCUGCUGGGCGGCCACGCGCAGUCCGCGGAGCAGCGGGACUUCCUGCCCCUGGAGACGACCAACAACAACAACAACCACCACCAGCCCGCGGCCUGGGCCCGCCGGGCUGCCGCGGGCUCCUCGGCGUCCCCGUCCCCCUCCGUGUCCUCGUCCCCACACUCUUCCGCCGCCGUCCCCGCCGCGGAGCCCGCGGACCCGGCCUCGGGCAGCAGCAACAAGAGGAAGCGCGACAAUAAGGCCAGCACCUACGGACUCAACUACAGCCUGCUGCAGCCCAGCGGAGGGCGGGCCGCGGGGGGCGGCCGGGCCGACGGCAGCGGGGGCGUGUACAGCGGGACCCCGUGGAAGCGGAGGAACUACAACCAGGGAGUCGUGGGAGCUGACCGGACAGCUCAGAGCCUGCUUGAGGAAUUCAGAGGACUGCCGAAACCUGCCAAGAUAAGUGCCAUGAUCCUCACUGCCCAGAUGGGACACGGGCCUGGAGACGUAAAGCCCCCACUCAGUCUGCAUGAAGAAAUCAGUGAUUUUUAUGAAUACAUGUCUCCGAGACCGGAGGAAGAAAAGAUGCGGAUGGAGGUGGUGAACAGGAUCGAGAGUGUGAUUAAGGAGCUCUGGCCCAGCGCUGACGUCCAGAUAUUUGGAAGUUUUAAAACUGGCCUGUAUUUACCUACUAGUGACAUUGAUCUUGUGGUAUUUGGGAAGUGGGAGAACCUUCCCCUCUGGACCCUGGAAGAAGCUCUCCGGAAACAUAAAGUUGCAGAUGAGGAUUCGGUCAAAGUUCUAGACAAAGCAACUGUACCUAUUAUUAAAUUGACAGAUUCUUUUACUGAAGUGAAAGUUGAUAUCAGCUUUAAUGUACAGAAUGGCGUGCGAGCAGCUGACCUCAUCAAAGAUUUUACCAAGAAAUAUCCUGUAUUACCGUACUUGGUUUUAGUAUUGAAACAAUUCUUAUUACAGAGGGACCUUAAUGAAGUAUUUACAGGUGGAAUUGGUUCUUAUAGUCUCUUUUUAAUGGCAGUCAGUUUCCUUCAGUUACAUCCCAGGGAAGAUGCUUGCAUCCCCAAUACAAACUAUGGUGUUCUUUUAAUAGAAUUUUUUGAAUUAUACGGACGACACUUCAAUUAUUUAAAGACUGGCAUCCGGAUAAAGGAUGGUGGUUCGUAUGUGGCCAAAGAUGAAGUACAGAAAAAUAUGCUUGAUGGCUACAGGCCAUCGAUGCUUUAUAUUGAAGAUCCUUUACAACCAGGUAAUGAUGUUGGAAGGAGUUCAUAUGGGGCCAUGCAAGUGAAACAGGCCUUUGAUUAUGCCUAUGUUGUUUUGAGUCAUGCUGUAUCACCAAUAGCGAAAUACUAUCCCAACAAUGAAACGGAGAGCAUAUUAGGUAGAAUAAUUAGAGUAACGGACGAAGUUGCCACGUACAGAGAUUGGAUAUCAAAACAGUGGGGCUUGCAGAAUAGGCCUGAGCCUUCAUGCAAUGGAAAUGGUGUUACCUUGAUAGUAGAUACUCAGCAGUUAGAUAAAUGUAAUAAUAAUCUAUCUGAAGAAAAUGAAGCCCUUGGAAAAUGUAGAAGUAAAACUUCGGAAUCUCUUAGUAAACACUCUUCAAACUCUUCAUCAGGUCCAGUGUCUUCCUCUUCUGCUACACAGUCCAGCUCUAGUGAUGUCGAUUCUGAUGCGACACCAUGCAAAACCCCGAAACAGCUGCUCUGCCGUCCGUCCACUGGGAACCGGGUAGGGUCGCAGGAUGUGUCCUUGGAAUCAUCCCAGGCGGUUGGGAAAAUGCAGAGCACCCAGACCAGUAACACCUCCAACAGCACCAACAAAUCUCAGCAUGGAUCAGCAAGGCUCUUUCGUUCUUCCAGCAAAGGCUUCCAAGGUACAACUCAAACAAGCCAUGGUUCCUUGAUGACAAACAAACAGCAUCAAGGCAAAUCAAAUAAUCAGUAUUACCAUGGCAAAAAGAGGAAACACAAGAGGGAUGCCCCCCUCUCAGACCUUUGUAGAUAGUCGGCGUUGUGCGAUGGACUGUCUUCUGUGUGCAAUGGUCUCAUGCUCAGGACAGUUGGAUAGGGACUCCUGGCGCUCGGGAGCCUUACACUGUUCAGACUUUGAUUUAGCAACUGCGUUUUUUCCCAGCUCGCCACGGAAUGGAUCAUGAAGACUGACAACUGCAAAAACAAAAAGCAAGCAAAAAAGGGGGAAAAAAAAAAAGGCUGCUCAUUUGAUAAGUCAUAUGCUACAACAGGGUCAUUUUAAGAUUUAAAGCUUGAAUGUAAAAUAAAUAUAUUUCUCAUUGGCUUUAUGCAGAGUUAUAGGGAAUAAUAUUCAGUGUGGGUAGGGUGAUAGGAACAAAAACCAAUUUCAGAGGAUGGGGUGGGGAAAGAAAACAAAAGUAUCUUAUAGGAAGUCCAGAUUCCAAAGGGGAAAGUGAUCUGUGCAUGUUUUCUUUUUUUUUUUUUAAUAUUUUUGCAUAUAUUUACCAUUUUAUUGUGUGUAUAUAUAGAUGACCAUAUAGGAAAUUGAUAUUUGUAAUAGUGGAUUUGUUAAUACUUUUUACAUAACAUUACUGUUUAAAUUGUAAACAGAUUUUUCUCAGGAUUAGUUUCAAAAAUAAUCUGAAUUGUCAUCUUAACAUCCAUAUAUAGGGAAGUGAUUAGUUCUAUUACUCAAUUUGUUUUCCUCAGCAUUGAAAUGACUUACUCUAGAACCCUUGUGACCUGCUGCAAAAAUUUUUCCUCUAAAGAAAAGGUUUAUGGUGGCAAAUGACGUUUUAUUUUGUAAAAAAAAGAAAAAAGAAAAAAGAAAAAAAAAAGAAAAAAAGAAAAGAAAAAAGAAAAAAAGAAAGAAAGAAAAAAAGAAAAAAACGUACUAUGUACUUUUGUGUAAACACUGAAAAGCUCUAGUCAUCUCUAAGAAUUAACUUGCAACUGUUUUCUAUAGUGCUGUCGUCUUGGGCAAUGGGCAAUUACAUGACUUUGUGUUUGUUUCCUUUGCAGUCUUGUUUUGUUUUGUUUUUCUUCCUAAUAGGGGAAAAAAAAAAAAAAAAGGCCGCCCGCGUCUGGUCCCAUUCCUGUUGCGGUGAAACCCCGAGUCCCACAGACUUUGCAUGCUGGCUCCCAACCCUGUGUGCAGCGUGUGCUUGGUUCUCUCGUCUCUUCUUCUUUUCUAAAUCCAUGCUUAACUACUGUGGGAGAGAUUAACUGUAAACAGCUUUAAUUAAAUCAUACUUAUAAAAAACUAUUUUCUUAUACUCCACUUUAUGCUUUUGGUAUUGUUGAUCUUUAAAAAUUAAAUGGUCUUUGAUAAUGGAUCUAUUUUGUAUUGCCUUAUUAAGACCAAAUACUUCUUGUCAUCCCAUUCUUUAUCCUCUCUUUCCAUGGAAUUGUUAUCUUUAAUUAAAACUUUUUAAAACAUUGGCUUGUUUCAAUCAUACUGUAAAUUUUGGUUGUGGUCAGCUUUGAGCGCAAAUGAGAUGUAUAAUUCUGUUACCCAUCACAUGUUGAGUCUGAAACUCGGGAAUGUUGACUAUAAUAGGAUGUAAGUGACAUUUCUGAAAAUGCUCUCUUUCAAUGUGAAGGCUCUUGUGUUUAGCAUCAGUGUAUGUGGCUCUGUUAAUUACAGCCAUUUGGGAAAUGAGAUUCUUUUAUAUAUAUACAUAUAAAGUACUAUUGGCUUUUAGGAAUUUCUUUUAUAUACAUUUAUGAAAUACUGAAGACCAAUCAGAUCAUUAAUGGACACUUAGUGCAACUUUUUAUAAAGAAAAUAAUGCUAAAGUAAGACCAAAACUGAUGUUAUCACUGAAAUUGACAGUUUUCAAUAUGUUCGUAUUUUAAUUCACAAUGGGAAAAUGUGUUCCACAACUGGAAACUCAUGAUACUUGUGUAAAUCGUGGAAAAUUUUAAAUGUGAUGUUAUUUUGACAAUGUUUUAAAUUUUAGAGUCACAUUUUAUUCUGAUCAGAAUUUUUAUCAAGAUGUUGAGCUUUUGUGUUUUGAAACUAGUUUGUCAUAACAUAUUGUGCUUAAUCACAGUAUUUAUUUUCUAGGACUAUUGUGAAUGUGUAGACUUAUGUUUACUGCUAAGGGAACAAUUAUUUAUAAAAUGAUAUUAAAUCCAGUAUUAGCUGCCUAUUUCAGACACUUAAUACUUGCAGAGAUCCAUUGUUACAUUUACCACACUGAAGUUUUGUUUUGUUUUGUUUUGUUUUGUUUUAAGAAUCACCCUCAUUGUUGAAAGUAAAUGUACUCUUAGGGUGCAGAUAUUAGCGUUCCAAUAAGCAUGUGAUUAUAUUAAGGUGGUGGUAGCGGGAAGAUAAUCUUGAUUCCAUUGGGAAUCUUAGGUUUUCGUAAAUUUAUUGGGAAAAUAGUUUUUCCUGUACUGCUGAAGUUUCUUUUUGGUAAACAGUAUCUUUCUAAAAGAAAAAGCAUGAAGGAGAAAUUGAGGUGUGUACAUAUCCUCAAAUGACCAGCAUUGUAUUCGUGAAUACUGUGUAUCUUGCAAUGAACAGUGUGGAAGCUGUUCAUUUUUCAAUCUGAAGUAAAAUACUUUCAAGAACUUUUA
Molecule: messenger RNA, 5039 nt
Organism: Felis catus (domestic cat)
Lineage: Eukaryota; Metazoa; Chordata; Mammalia; Carnivora; Felidae
Gene: TENT4B
Product: terminal nucleotidyltransferase 4B
Exons: 14
Coding region: 223-2487 (754 amino acids)
Biological process (GO): RNA 3'-end processing
Cellular component (GO): TRAMP complex; nucleolus
Molecular function (GO): mRNA binding; poly(A) RNA polymerase activity
Source: RefSeq, a predicted model, not a curated record